Spinacia oleracea (spinach) is the source of this 438-nucleotide messenger RNA. RefSeq names its product agamous-like MADS-box protein AGL29. Bases 1 to 438 code for a protein of 145 amino acids. The transcript has a single exon. The record is from RefSeq and is a predicted model, not a curated record. Gene Ontology annotation, molecular function: RNA polymerase II cis-regulatory region sequence-specific DNA binding; DNA-binding transcription factor activity, RNA polymerase II-specific; protein dimerization activity. Lineage: Eukaryota; Viridiplantae; Streptophyta; Magnoliopsida; Caryophyllales; Amaranthaceae. Gene Ontology annotation, biological process: regulation of transcription by RNA polymerase II.
AUGGCCGACAACAGUGGAGUCUUGAUGAUCAACAACAACAAUAAACCCAGAAAGAAAACGAAAGGAAAAUCAAAAGUUCCAAUGGAGUUAAUCCGCGAUCCAAAAUCUCGUUUUGUGUCCUUCUCCAAGAGAGAAAAGGGUCUGUUUAAGAAAUUGGAUUUCCUAUCGUCUUCUUUUCCUUCCGACAUCGAGAUGGUAGCCAUUGUGUUCUCACCUACGGGGAAACCCUUUUCUUUCGGCUGCCCGAGCACAGAAGCAAUUACCGCGUGUUUUCUUGGUCGUGACGACAAUUUUGUCGUGGGAGAAAGAGAGAUAAUACAGAAGAAGAAAAUCAAAGAAACUUUAACUUCAUCAAUGAUGACUUCUCCUCCUUUUUCUUUUAAAUACUAUCGAAUGUCGUUCCGCUUGCUGAUAAGCAUGUUGACGUGGAGAAGUUAA